AUGGUCCCAACACCUAUACAGUUAGCUGCUAAGAGAUAUAAAACACCCCACUACAAUUCUAGACAUCUCACUACAAUCCCAGACAUUCCACUACAAUCCCAGACAUCCAACUACAAUCCCAGACAUCCCACUACGAUCCAAGACAUCCCACUACAAUCCCGGACAUUCCACUACAAUCCCAGACAUCCAACUACAAUACCAGACAUGUCAUUGCAAUCUCAGACAUCCCACUGCAACCCCAGACAUCCUAAUACAAUCCCAGGCAUCCCACUACAAUCUCAGACAUCCCACUACAAUCCCAGACAUUCCACUACAAUUCCAGAUAUCCCACUACAAUCCCAGACAUUCCACUACAAUCCCAGACAUCCUAAUACAAUUCCAGACAUCCCACUACAAUCCUAG
This is a messenger RNA of Mercenaria mercenaria, 402 nucleotides long. RefSeq lists its product as uncharacterized. Lineage: Eukaryota; Metazoa; Mollusca; Bivalvia; Venerida; Veneridae. The record is from RefSeq and is a predicted model, not a curated record. The coding region runs from base 1 to 402 and encodes 133 amino acids. The transcript is spliced from 2 exons.